UGGACGCGUUAUGGUCGUUGUUUAGGGAACCAAACGCAGCCUUACUCUCGCUCGGGUGAGUCUGAUGACGAUGUUAAACCCAGUUUGUAAAACCCCUAAAACUGAAGAAUAGCUUUCCCUCUCUCUCACUCUGCACUCUCUAUUCUCUACUCUUAUCCACCUCUAUCGAAACGAUUAUUUGGGGAAGAGUGUGAUUGAAUCGGAGAUAUGAAGAAGUUGUUUUUUUGUCUUCGCCACCGCUCUUUUACAGCUCUCACCCACCAAAUUUCUUCUCCAUUUUCCACAGCCGCGGGCGCCGGCGGCAAAGUACCAGUCCUCUACAAGCCCACAACCGGCGACGGCGAAAGCGACGGAAUCGGUACCACAGCUACCACGACGCUCCAAUUGCUCUCUUGGGGCAGAGGCGCAUCGGGGCAGCUCGGUGGUGGUAUCGAAGAGAUCCGUCUCUACCCGACCCCAGUUGCCAACCUCCUCGUUCCUUCCUCUUCAUUCGCUAUUUCUCCACCUCCCGGACGAAUUUCUGUACCCAAUGGAACGAAAGUGGAUAAUAUUCAUGGUGAUGGUGUUGUGGAGGCGGGAAUUUCUUGUGGGUUAUUCCACUCGUCGUUGCUUGUUGAUGGUAAGUUUUGGAUAUGGGGCAAAGGAGAUGGUGGUCGACUUGGGUUUGGCCAUGAGAAUUCUUUGUUUGUGCCGACCGUGAAUCCCCAUUUGGAUUCUGUCCGCCGUGUGGCUCUUGGUGGGUUGCAUUCCGUUGCACUCACUUCAGGCGGCCAGGUCUUCACUUGGGGUUAUGGUGGUUUUGGUGCACUCGGACAUUCUGUUUAUCAUAGAGAACUGUUCCCUAGAUUAGUGGAAGGCCCAUGGAAUGACAAAAUAUGUCAUAUUGCAACAAGUGGGACACAUACUGCUGCUAUUACAGGAGCAGGGGAGCUUUAUACUUGGGGUCGAGAUGAAGGAGAUGGUAGAUUGGGCCUUGGUCCUGGUCGGGGCCCAAAUGAGGGUGGCAGCAAUAGUGUCCCCUCCAAAGUGAAAGCAUUAAAUGUUCCUGUGGCUGCUGUUUCUUGUGGGGGAUUUUUCACAAUGGCACUAACAGAAGAUGGGCAGAUUUGGAAUUGGGGAGCAAACUCUAACUACGAGCUUGGAAGAGGAGAUAAGGUUGGUGGAUGGAAACCACAAUCAGUUCCUGGUCUUGAAGAUGUUCGUAUCAUACAGAUUACAAGUGGUGGAUAUCAUUCUCUUGCUUUAACUGAUGAAGGGAAGGUACUUUCAUGGGGUCAUGGUGGGCAUGGUCAGUUGGGGCAUUCUUCCAUCCAAAAUCAGAAAAUACCUGCAGUGGUUGAGGCAUUAGCUGCUGAGCAUAUUGUCUAUAUUGCUUGUGGAGGUUCAUCUUCAGCAGCAGUAACAAAGGAAGGAAAGUUGUUUAUGUGGGGAAAUGCCAAAGAUUCUCAACUAGGAGUCCCUGGGCUGCCAGAGAUACAACCAUGUCCUGUUGAAGUCAAGUUUCUAAUGGAGGAUGAUGAAUUGGGACCACAUAAUGUGCUCUCUGUUGCUGUUGGUGCAUCUCAUGCUAUGUGUUUAGUAUCAAGGUGAAGUUUCUAAAGAUGAUUCCUGGGUGGAAUCAUUUGUAAUCCGCAGGAACAAAUCAAUCACCAUAUAGCUGAAAUUCUGGUAUUGAGCUGCUUGGGUGCUAUAAUGAUCAUAUUUCAGCUCAGAAAUAUGUCACAACUGCAAGUUGAGAAAUGAUCUAGACAAUGCAGUAUUUGGAAGGUGGAAGUGCAUAUUUGUGGAGAUGUUGGUUGCCCCUUGCAGAUGCUCCUCUGUUAAUGGAUUCAAACUUGGACCUCUGUGCUUUUCGUGCGACUUUCUGUGGCUUGGAAUCGCAGUGCCAAGGAUUACCAGCCAUUUCUUAGAACUAGAUUUUAUUGGUUGACUGGAACAUUUUCUCUGUUACACAGUAUGACUGUAUGAGCACCGAUGCUAUAGGUAUCCCUGUGUUUUCUCAUAUAAUUCCCUUUAGGCCGGUGUCCCAUUUCCUGGUUGUGGAAUAUCAUCAUCAGAGGCUGUUGUUGAGUCUACACUAAGGCCAGGCCUACUCAGCAUGACAAAUUUCUAAGUCUAGACCCAACUCAUGAUCUACCAUAGUCGGGGCAAUCAUAUGUUUUUCGCUCCUAAAUUUGCUGGUUGAAUUCGGACAGAUAAAUCAUAUUUUGCGACUUAUUCUAUUUGUCUGUUA
Messenger RNA from Ziziphus jujuba (common jujube), 2233 nucleotides. Its product is annotated as RCC1 domain-containing protein RUG3, mitochondrial. Lineage: Eukaryota; Viridiplantae; Streptophyta; Magnoliopsida; Rosales; Rhamnaceae. The coding region runs from base 208 to 1590 and encodes 460 amino acids. The record is from RefSeq and is a predicted model, not a curated record. The transcript has 6 exons.